This is a messenger RNA of Ectocarpus siliculosus, 570 nucleotides long. The record is from the annotation of a GenBank genome assembly. Lineage: Eukaryota; Phaeophyceae; Ectocarpales; Ectocarpaceae.
AUGUCACUCUGCAUCUAUUGUGGCUUUCCCCACGCGGAGGAUAGACAUCAGUGCGAGGCGCUGCACGAAAUCGCCCGCUCUAUCCAUGUCGACCUGAAACCGCGGCAACUCUUCUUGGGCGACGGCGGGCGCGUGGUGCUCAACGACUUCAACAGCGCCAAGGUCACGAGCACGAGCCCCUCUACCGGGAUGCCUUGUCCAGCAAGAUGGAGCAAACGCAACAAGCUCGCCCCUCGGCCGUCGCCGGAAAAUUACGCCGGACAGCCCUUGACGUUCUCGGUGGACGUCUACAGCAUGGGAAUUAUAUUCUACGCUCUUAUCGCGGGGAGGCUGCCAUUCACGAAACAGGGUGUGCAGCUGGUUCGCAUGAGCACAGCCAGGCCCGAGAUGGCACCAUGGUGGCACAAAGGCUACACGCAGGUCAUCCAAGAUAUGUGGGCGCGCGACCCGGACAAGAGGCCGUCUGCCGGAGAAGUCGUCGAGCGCUUGGAACACAUCUUGGAAGAGCUUGGUGCUACCCCGAGCUUCUCGCUGGGAAGCGAAACACGCGACGAACAGCGCUACACGUAG